Sabethes cyaneus is the source of this 1722-nucleotide messenger RNA. It is a transcript of the gene exu, whose product is annotated as maternal protein exuperantia. Gene Ontology annotation, molecular function: RNA binding; protein homodimerization activity. NCBI's taxonomy places the organism in Eukaryota, Metazoa, Arthropoda, Insecta, Diptera, Culicidae. The coding region runs from base 1 to 1722 and encodes 573 amino acids. The record is from RefSeq and is a predicted model, not a curated record. Gene Ontology annotation, biological process: bicoid mRNA localization. The transcript is spliced from 4 exons.
AUGGUGACCGGAGGAAUAGACGAAAGUAGGCUGGAAUAUGAAAACGACCAGCAGCUUGAAGAGAGCGAAACGGAGGAUUGCGAAGCAUGCCCUGCCGGAACCCUCUCAUCAAAGUUUGAUCGAACGGAUACAUCGAUAAACACUAAUCCGCUUCCGAAUGGGAAAUAUACACUUAUCGGCAUCGACAUCGAUACGACUGGUCGUAGGUUAAUCGAUGAGAUUGUUCAGAUUUCCGCUUACACACCGGAGCAUCAGUACUCCCAGUACAUAAUGCCACUUAUGAAUCUAAAUCCGGCCGCUCGUCAGCGUCACCAGGUUCGUGUUAUAACGGUUGGAUUUUUCCGCAUGCUAAAGAGCAUGCAGACCUAUCGAGUGGUCAAAACAAAAACCGAAGUUUCAGCUUUGAAUGAGUUCAUUCUCUGGCUGGAGGAACGUCGCUCACAGGAUCCGGGAUCGGACGGCGUGGUGCUAAUCUAUCAUGAACAGCGCAAGUUUGUACCGUACAUGGUAAUCGAGGCAUUGAAGAAAUACAACCUGUUGGACCGGUUCGCUGCAACGGUUAAAUCUUUUGCUAACGGGUUCAAGCUGGCCGAAGAAAAGUGUAGCAAGACUAUCAAGUACUUCUCGAUUCGUCAGUUGGCCAAUCUGGUACUCGAUGCAGAUGAAGCAAAGGAUGGCUUCGAAGGGAAUGCUGCCUAUCGAGCUCGACUGGCUUACCAGCUUACGCGACGUCUAUCUAAAGACGACAGCAAGGUUCCAGCUGAAGAUGUAUGUCAUGCGAUGAUUUCGACAGAACAGUCUGAAGGACCCAAAGCAGUGAACGAUGCCGAACAGGAUGGUGAAUGCGCUGAUGCCGAUGCUACUGGAAUUAUUAAACGUGACGGAAGCGCUUCCAGUGAAGCGGACGGCAACCACAGUACGGAAGAUGAGAAUUUGCUCAACUCGACCGACGUGGAUGCUGUUACUGGACAUUUGAUAACCGUACCGGAGCCACAGCCCCGUUCACGUCCUACUACCGAGGCCGAAAGGGAACAUAUGUGUACUGUUUUAUGUGAACUUGCAUCGCCGAUCACGUGCGAGAUAUCUGAACUAGAUGAACAGGAGAAAAUUUUGUUACGUCAGAAUUCGCUUCGACCAGUGUUUCUCCAGUAUUUCAAGACAACUAUCUACCAUAGAGUAAAAGCAGUCACAUAUCGGCGUGUGUUAGCUGAAUAUGGACACGAUUUCGCAUCGUUGAUGCAGAUGUGGACCGACCAGAAACGUGAAGGUUUAGAGGAGGUAAUUUCUAAGAUCACGGAGCUGAAGGAAGAUGAGCGCAACGAGCUGAUAGAAUUGCUCGAUUGCCAUUUCGAUCCAGAAAAGCAACAACUGAAGCCAGUUGUAAAGCGUGUUCGCCAUCGGUCAUCCCGAGGCCGUUUGUUCUUCGCCAACAAGGAUGGCAAUGCAGCGAACACAAGUGGUGGAAAUUUCACCAACAAUAAUACCAUUAAUAAGGAAAACCGUAAACCGAUGGCUAGGCGCAAUAGCAACAACAAUAUUUCUAACAAUGUAAAUAGCAACGUUAACGACAAUAACAAUUCUAAUAAUAAGAACAUGGCCCAAGUGCCCAAUUCACCAAACGGAGGCAAAAAGCAACGCCAACAAAGGCGCCGGCGGAACAAUCCAAACAAACAGAACGGUCAAAACUUCAAUGAAUCGUCCAUGAUUCAGACCGGCGCCUAG